Molecule: messenger RNA, 606 nt
Organism: Zophobas morio
Lineage: Eukaryota; Metazoa; Arthropoda; Insecta; Coleoptera; Tenebrionidae
Exons: 2
Coding region: 1-606 (201 amino acids)
Molecular function (GO): nucleic acid binding
Source: RefSeq, a predicted model, not a curated record
AUGCCUGUACGAAAUCUAGAGGCUGAAACCAUCGCGGAGGUGUUAGUUGACCAUGUGUUCUCACGGUUUGGAGUUCCCAUGGAGCUCCAUUCAGAUCAAGGGCGAAACUUCGAAUCCGAAGUAUUUCGCGAAAUAAUGAAGAUUAUGGGACGGCCGGCCGUUCACGAAACUACACAGUACACUCCGGCCAAAAUGAUGAUGGGCCGGGAACUGCAUCUUCCUCUAGAUUUGGUCCUUGGCGGUUCCCCUAAUGUAAAUAGUCAUAUCAGCUCAGGAUGGGUCAGCAAUUUGCAGAGAAACCUUCGGGAAGUCCAUGAGUUAGCGAGGAAUCAAAUACAAUUAACCAGCGACCACAUGAAAGCUAGAUAUGAUUUUAGAGCAAAUUGUCCUAAAUAUAAAGAAGGUGAUAAGGUGUGGUUAUACAAUCCACAUAGACGUAGGGGAAGGAGUCCUAAACUUCAAAGAAACUGGGAAGGGCCGUACGAAGUAAAAAAAUGCUGGAAUGAUGUGGUCUACCGUAUUCAAAGAGGACAGGGAAGACCUAAAGUAGUUUAUAGCGAUCGGUUGUGGUAUUAUAGUAAACACGACGAGGACGUCGAUAAUUAA